AUGGCAACGAGGAGAGAUUCACGAGACCUAUGGCAGAUUUAUGGCACGCUAGUCACUCGACAGGAAGGGACGCAGCCGUACAAAGACGAGGGCGGACUUUAUUUAUGGUAUUCCCUUUCUCUCUGCAGGCCCGGUGUGAUCACCAUGCAGGCGCUUUCUGAGGAGGACCGAAGGCUUUGGAUGGAGGCAAUGGAUGGCCGGGAGCCGGUCUACAACUCGAACAAGGACAAUCAAAGCGAAGGCACUGCCCAGUUGGAUAAUAUCGGCUUCAGCAUAAUCAAGAAAUGCAUACACGCUGUUGAAACAAGAGGGAUCAACGAGCAAGGACUCUACAGAAUCGUUGGAGUAAACUCUAGAGUUCAAAAGCUGUUGAGUAUAUUAAUGGAUCCAAAAACUGCCACUGAAACAGAAACUGAGAUCUGUGCAGAAUGGGAGAUAAAGACCAUCACUAGUGCCCUGAAAACAUACCUGAGAAUGCUUCCGGGGCCGCUCAUGAUGUACCAGUUUCAAAGGAGCUUCAUCAAAGCAGCAAAACUGGAGAAUCAGGAAUCCAGGGUGUCAGAGAUCCACAGCCUUGUUCAUCGACUCCCAGAGAAAAACAGGCAGAUGCUGCACUUGCUCAUGAACCACUUGGCAAAAGUUGCAGAUAACCACAAGCAGAACCUGAUGACUGUUGCUAAUCUGGGUGUGGUGUUUGGACCAACGCUGCUUCGACCUCAGGAGGAAACAGUCGCUGCCAUUAUGGACAUCAAGUUUCAGAAUAUUGUGAUUGAAAUUUUAAUAGAAAACCAUGAGAAGAUAUUUAACACCGUGCCGGAGACGCCGCCGUCGAACUCACAGCUGCUGCUGUCCCGCAAGAAGAGCACAGACUCGAAGCCUCCAUCGUGCAGUGAGCGGCCGCUCACCCUGUUCCACACCGCACAGCCCAACGAGAAGCAAGAAAACAGGAACAGCAUCAUCAACUCCAGCCUGGAAUCCGUCAUCUCUUCAAAUGUAAACAGCUUCCUCAACUCCAACAGCGCGCCACAAUCCAACCUGAACUCAAGUGAUCUCGAACUAGAAGUAAUUAAACCCAACAGGCCAAACUCACUCCCUCAGAAUCCAAGCCCAACGUCACCCCUCUCACCGUCCUGGCCCAUGUUCUCUGCGCCAUCAAGUCCUAUGCCCACCUCCUCUACGUCCAGCGACUCAUCCCCCAUCAGCUCACCACUGCGGAAAGCCCGAGCUUUGUACGCCUGCAAAGCAGAACACGACUCGGAGCUCUCCUUCACUGCAGGCACUGUGUUUGACAAUGUGCACCCAUCGCAGGAGCCCGGCUGGCUGGAAGGGACGCUCAACGGGAAGACCGGGCUCAUCCCUGAGAACUACGUGGAGUUCCUAUAGCUGGGCACGUGAACGGGACUGCUGAGCGUUACAUGGUAUCCAUGGCACCGCUUGGCCCUGUCUGCGCUGCGGGGCGAAGGCUCCCCAUGGCCAACGGUGUGGGUGCUGCUCCGUGCGCAGUGCUGCGUCCCCAGCCCGGAGCCCCCACCGCCACCAGGACAGCGGCGAAGCAGCAGCCUGCAACUCUGGGGGAACGUCUGCAGACUGCCCUGAGCCAGCACCGCUGUCCCCAUUGCUGCAGUGCUCGUGAGCUGCAAGGAGCAUCGUCAGCCGCAGGCCCAGAGCCCGACCUACGCUCUGCCCAGCGCAGGAGAAGCCUCAGCAGCAAGAAGCCCUCAGCCCCCCGCUCUGCAGCAGUGCGGCACUGAGCCCCCCUGCACCCUGCCUGGCUGGCGAGGGCGGGCGGCCACCCCGGACCAACCCCUUUGACUGUUUUCUUUUGUUUUUAGGUCUAAGUUUACACAAGGCAAACAUCUGCAAUGUGUGCAGCCGGCGUUUCCUUCCUGCAGGGCGAGACGCGGCUCCGACAAAUCCCGCUCCCUUUGGCUGCUCCGUGUCUCCGCUCCCCGCUGCAGGGCACAGCCCGCUCCUGUGCUGCUGCCACCGCUGCUGUCCCUCAUCUGCCGUGCCAACCUGCACGGUGCUGCCUGUGUGAGGUAAAGGACGUUGCCCAUGGGAUGCUCCUGGCUGGGGGAGCUGGCCUGCAGCCUCCGGACAGCAAACUGCAGCUCUGUGCCCGCCUCGGGAAGGACACGCGUGUCCCUGCUGCACCUCUCACCUUUGGGUCCAUUUGCAGGAGGAGGGUGGGAGAGGGGCCCUGCAGAGCUGGACCUGCGGGCACCCGCCGGGAGCUGGGGAUGGUUCUACUUUGUGACGGAAAAUGGUGAAGGAAAACCCAGCCCGUGGGCAGAGACCUGCGCACGCGUGGUGGGAUGGGGUCUUUUUGUCCUUUUGUAAUAAUUUUAAAGCCUCUGAGUGACUGGAUUGCUGUAUGUGUCACUUUUUAUUUUUGAAAGAAUUAAUGUAUAAAUAGAGAAUCUUAAAAUAUAAUGAGGGAAAGAUCUAUA
Meleagris gallopavo (turkey) is the source of this 2450-nucleotide messenger RNA. The record is from RefSeq and is a predicted model, not a curated record. Lineage: Eukaryota; Metazoa; Chordata; Aves; Galliformes; Phasianidae.